AUGUCAGCCGAUGCGGAACUAUCGUCCAUCCUGAACCGUCGCCAGCAGAUCAACGAAGCAUUGGACAAUGGACAGGCGGUAAAGCCCACGUUCAAAGUGGUCAACAUCUACACCGAGUUUCACGAGUUCUCGCGGAAGGAAAUCAAGGACUACCAGGCCACCUUCAGCAAGUACGAUGUCGGUAAUGAUGGAUAUCUCGAUCUGGCCGAGUUGAAGAUCAUGAUGGAAAAGCUGGGCGCUCCACAGACGCAUCUCGGCCUGAAAGGCAUGAUCGCGGAGGUGGACGAAGACAAGGAUGGGAAGAUUUCGUUCCGCGAGUUUUUGCUCAUCUACCGUAAGGCACAUGCCGGUGAGCUCAUUUCCGAUUCCGGGCUCGGCCAGUUGGCCCGCCUGACGGAGAUCAACGUGGACGAGGUGGGUGUCGGUGGGGCGAAGAGUUUCUUCGAGGCCAAGAUCGAACAGCAGCUCCGGACGAACAAGUUCCACGACGAGAUCCGGCAGGAGCAGGAAGAACGGCGCCGCAUGGAGGAGGAGCGUAUCGUGCGACGGCAACAGUUCCAACAGCGGGCGGCCGUUUUCCAGUAG
Messenger RNA from Anopheles marshallii, 585 nucleotides. It is a transcript of the gene Swip-1, whose product is annotated as EF-hand domain-containing protein D2 homolog. The record is from RefSeq and is a predicted model, not a curated record. The coding region runs from base 1 to 585 and encodes 194 amino acids. Lineage: Eukaryota; Metazoa; Arthropoda; Insecta; Diptera; Culicidae. Gene Ontology annotation, molecular function: calcium ion binding. The transcript is spliced from 3 exons.